AUGAAUCUUUCUCUUUUUCUUUCUUUCUUUCUUUCUUUCUUUCUUUUUGUCUUUUACCUUUCUUGCUUUCACUUAUUGUAUAUCUUUCUUUUGUCUCUCCUAGUUUUUUUUAUUGUUUUUUCCUUUUCGGCCUUUUCUUCCCUUCAUUUCUUUUUACUUUCUUUUAUGCCUUUCCUGACUUAUUCUUUCUUUCUUUCUUUCUUUCUUUCUUUCUUUAAUUCUUUCUUUCUUUCUUUCUUUCUUUCUUUGCCUAUCCUAAAUUUUUUACUCUUCUUUCUUUGUCUAUCGUUACUUUUUGCUUUCUUUUGUUGUAUAUCUUUCUUUCUUUUGUCUUUCCUUACAUUUUUAUUGUUUUUCAUUUUCGUUUUUUUUCUUCCCUUCAUUUCUUUUUACUUUCUUUUAUACCUUUCUUUCUUUCUUUCUUUUUUCUUUCUUUCUUUCCGUCUUUCUUUCUUUCUUUCUUUCUUUCUUUCUUUCUUACUUCCCUCCUCUCUUUCUUUCUUUUUUCUUUCGUUAUUUUCCGUCUUUCUUUCUUUCUUUAUUUCUUUCUUUCUUUCUUUCUUUCUCAGUUUAAUAUUUCUUUCUUUCUUCUUUUUCCUUAUUACCGUUUCGUUCUUUGUUUCUCUCUUUCUUUUUUCUUUCUUUCUGAGUUUAGCAUUGCUUUGUUUUCAUUUUCCCUUUUUACAUUUUUAUUUCGUUCUUUCUCUCUAUCCUUCUUUCUUUUCUUUCUUUCUUUCUUUCUUUCUUUCUUAUUUCAACAUUUUUAAUUCUUUUUUCUUUCUUUCUUUUUUCUUUCUUUCUUUAACAUCGCUUUCAUUUCCUUUUCCUGUUUUACAUUUUUUUUCUUCUGUUCCUUUCUUUCUUUUCAACCAAUCAUUUUUAUUCUUUCAUUACUUCUCACUAGUCGUUUCCUUUGUUUUCUCUUUUCCUCUUAUUACAAGUCUUUCUUUAUUUUUCAUUCUUUUUACUGCAUUCUUUCUUUUUAAUCAUUACUUAUUUAUGAUUUAUUUAUUUAUUAUCACUCAUCCCUCUUUAUUCUUUCUUCCGUUACAACACUUUCACAAUCACUAUAUUAUCUAUCUAUCUAUCUAUCUAUCUAUCUAUCUAUCUAUCUCUUUUUCUUCAUAUCUAUCUAUCUAUUAA
Molecule: messenger RNA, 1143 nt
Organism: Acanthosepion pharaonis
Lineage: Eukaryota; Metazoa; Mollusca; Cephalopoda; Sepiida; Sepiidae
Source: the annotation of a GenBank genome assembly